GUAGGAGUAGAUCUUUCUUUUUUUUUUCUGACAGCGAAGGUAAAGGGGAAAACGUCCGAUUCCUUGCGCGGCGAUCCGAUCCUUGCAACAACCCCGGCGUCACAGUAUAUGAUGAUCCAAAGCCUCCCCCAUUGUCUUCGUUCAACACAAGAAGAAGAGGAAGAAAAAGUAUGGACACCAACACCCAAGGCCUCCUCCUGCCCCGGUCCGAUGGCGCCGUCCCCGGCGUCGUGGACUUCCGCGGCGGCCCCGCGCCUCGCGCCUCCACCGGCCGCUGGUCCGCCGCAAUGUUUGUCCUCGGUGUGGAGAUCGCGGAGAGGUUCGCGUACCACGGGGUGUCGGCGAACCUGAUCAGCUACCUGACGGGCCCGCUGGGGGAGUCCACGGCGGGGGCCGCCGCGGCGAUCAACGCCUGGAGCGGCGUCGCCACGAUGCUGCCGCUGCUCGUGGCGUGCGUCGCCGACGCAUGGCUCGGGAGGUACCGCACCAUCGUGCUCGCCUCCCUCCUCUUCGUCGUGAGCAUGGGCAUGUUAACCCUCUCCUCGGCGCUGCCGGCGUUCCACUCCGACGGCUGCAGCAGCUUCACCUCCAAGUCGCUCGCUUGCUCCCCUUCCCCGGUGCAAGUCACCAUCUUCUACAUCUCCCUGUACCUGGUGGCGCUGGCGGAGGCCGGGCACAAGCCCUGCGCGCAGGCGUUCGGCGCGGACCAGUUCGACCAGCACCACCCCAAGGAGUCCGUCUCCAGGAGCUCCUUCUUCAACUGGUGGUACUUCGGCAUGUGCUCCGGCACCGCCGCCACCACCAUGGUGUCCAGCUACAUCCAGGACAACAUCGGCUGGGGCCUCGGCUUCGGCAUCCCCUGCCUCGUCAUGGUCUUCGCUCUCGCCAUGUUCUUGCUCGGCACGCGGAGGUACCGCUACUACACUUCCACCCGGUCCAGCCCCUUCGCUCGCCUCGCCAGAGCGCUCAUUGCGCUCAUCAGAGGCUCCAAAUCGAGCCAAUCUGACAACGCUCUUGCCAGUGAGGAUGAUGAGUUCAACACCGAGCACCGCGAGGAAGUGAGAGGCCUGCUGCGGCUGUUCCCCAUCUGGGCGACGUGCAUCAUCUACGCCGUCAUCUUCUCCCAAUCUUCGACGUUCUUCACGAAGCAGGCGGCGACGCUGGACCGGCGGAUCGGCCAGAGCUUCAAGGUGCCGCCGGCGGCGCUGCAGACGUUCAUCAGCGUGACCAUCAUCACCUUCAUCCCGGUGUACGACCGGCUCUUCGUGCCCGUGGCGCGGCGGUUCACGCGCCUGUCCUCGGGGAUCACCAUGCUGCAGCGGAUCGGCACGGGGCUGGUGCUGGCGAUGGUGGCCAUGGCCGUGGCGGCGCUCGUGGAGAUGAAGCGGCUCGGCGUGGCGAGGGACGCCGGCCUCGUGGACGAACCCAAGGCGGCGCUGCCGAUGAGCCUGUGGUGGAUGGUGCCGCAGUACGUGCUGUUCGGGCUCUCCGACGUGUUCGCCAUGAUCGGGCUGCAGGAGUUCUUCUACGACCAGGUCCCCGACGCGCUCCGCAGCCUCGGCCUCGCCUUCUUCCUCAGCAUCUUCGGCGUGGGGCACUUCCUCAGCAGCUUCCUCAUAUCCGCCAUCGACGGCGCCACCAAGAAGAGCGGGGCCAGCUGGUUCUCCAACAACCUCAACCGCGCGCACCUCGACUACUUCUACUGGCUCCUCGCCGGGCUCUGCGCCGUGGAGCUCCUCGCGUUCCUCAUCGUUUCGCGCGUUUAUGUGUACAAGAAGAGGGUGGCGCAUCAUGACGACGGUGCUGCUGCUGUCAUGUAGAUUAGGGAAUGGAUAAAACUUUUGCGAUGUGAUUAUUUUGUUGUCAAUGUAUAGUGUAUAGCGUUAUAGUUUCUGGGAGAGAUUUAGCUUGAUCUAUGUACUGGUUCAGCUAUGCCCGAGUUCUAAAAUUCCAAGAUAUUCUGCACAGAUCAAAGUGCAGGUUUUUUUUU
This is a messenger RNA of Brachypodium distachyon (stiff brome), 1990 nucleotides long. RefSeq names its product protein NRT1/ PTR FAMILY 5.10. NCBI's taxonomy places the organism in Eukaryota, Viridiplantae, Streptophyta, Magnoliopsida, Poales, Poaceae. The coding region runs from base 171 to 1820 and encodes 549 amino acids. The record is from RefSeq and is a predicted model, not a curated record. Gene Ontology annotation, molecular function: tripeptide transmembrane transporter activity; dipeptide transmembrane transporter activity. The transcript is spliced from 4 exons. Gene Ontology annotation, cellular component: membrane. Gene Ontology annotation, biological process: dipeptide transport; transmembrane transport.